AUUUAUUCAAUACAUAUUUAUCAAAACGAGCAGUAUAAUGCUCACACACAGUCAAUAGCGGCUGUACAGUGAGCUCAAACGCUACGUAAGUUAUUCAACCAGGUUAAGGAAGAUAUCUUGAAGACAAUAUGUACUUCACAUACGUAGUACGCCCCGGGGAGGCCCCGGAGAGCCGUGGACCCCAAUUCGAGCCAGUAUGGGAGUUCCUAAUGAACUACAACCUCCGUGCUGGUUUCGCACUGCAGUUACUCUCGUUCGUAAUACUCGCAAUUGGUAUCUACAACGGAGGAAAGGACCCCUUCGCCAUACUCACAUUCUUCAGAGCACUACCGGAAAACUUCGGUGUUACCCCUUUCAGCCUCACCCUGAUAUGCCACGGUGGAUUCAUUGUCGGUACCCUGCUUAUCAUGUCAUUCAUACAAAUGAGUGAAGAUGAUUCAUCAAUCAAACAGUGCAGAGGAUACCGCGCCGGAACCAAAUUCAUGCUCCAGGCAACAUCAUUCGGUGCCGUCUCAUGGUGCCUUAGCAUGGUCACCUUCCUAGGAGCUACCUACCAUUUCGGAGCACAGUGGAUGGAGGAACAAAUUGGUGAUGGAUCAAAUUGGCUGAUAUACUUCAGCUCACGCCUAUUCGAUGCCUUCGCCCUCUUCCUCUACGCUGGUGGAUGCUUCUUCCUAGAAACAUACCACUCAGAAGGAACCAGUGAAAGCUGGGGAUGGCUAUGUGGUCUCGCAUUCUUCGCAGCGGCAGUGUUCGAAGUACUCGCACUUAACUGCAUCAACAGCGGCAUGUUCGCCAUACUCGAACGCUUGUACACCUUCGCCAUGGUCAUCGGUCUUUUACUCAGCACCAUCUGGGCAUUCAUAUUCGAACCCGUAUGCCACCGCUACGACGUUAAACUUACACAAAGUGCCCUCAGAAAUGAAUACUACAAGUCACGCAACGCAAUGGCGUUCUACGGACCUGCAGUUGUGGAUGACAACGGAGAAGUAGAUAUUGCCGCCGCCACGGAGCAGGUACAAAACUCCCUAGCGGGACAAAUGAUGGUACAGUAAGUGCCUACUCACAGACACUAAUAUAAGACAUGUAAU
Messenger RNA from Babesia bovis T2Bo, 1091 nucleotides. RefSeq lists its product as uncharacterized. The transcript has 2 exons. The coding region runs from base 129 to 1055 and encodes 308 amino acids. Lineage: Eukaryota; Apicomplexa; Aconoidasida; Piroplasmida; Babesiidae. The record is from RefSeq and is a predicted model, not a curated record.